Molecule: messenger RNA, 1065 nt
Organism: Trichomonas vaginalis G3
Lineage: Eukaryota; Parabasalia; Trichomonadida; Trichomonadidae
Product: protein of unknown function, DUF4106 family
Exons: 1
Coding region: 1-1065 (354 amino acids)
Source: RefSeq, a predicted model, not a curated record
AUGGAACAAGAUGUUAUAAAUUUGAAAAACCAUACUACUCAAUAUAAAGUACUGAAAGAUGAAGAGAUAAAACAAAAAGCCAUGAAGACAUAUAUGGAUAGCGAUGAGUAUAAAAAAGAAGUUGAAGCAAAUGUAAAGGCAGAAAAACUUUUACAGUUGCAAAACCAAACCGUACAGUAUGAAAACUUAGCACAAGAAAGUAAAAAUAACGACGCAGCCAUGCAAAAGGCAAUGAAAAGCGCAGAUAUUAUAAAAGCUAAUAAUGACUGGUUAGAUGCCCAAGCCAACGCUAAAGCAGCCCAACUUAUAGGGUCAAUAAGGACAAAAAUACAAGCGGAUGAAGACAGUUCAAAUGAAGCUUUAAUGAAUGCUGACUUUAAGAAUGCCUUCGAAGCUCUUCAUAGUAAGGUGAAACUAGUGAACGACUUCUCAUCUGGAAAGAAACUGAAGUCUGAAGGUUUCGACAUAGAGUUAAGAGAAGUAGCACAAAAUAUGACGAAAAUAACAGAUGCAGCAACGAGACAGGCAGUUCAAAGUGCCUAUGACGCCGUUAGAGCAACUGUUGUGGAAAGUCAAGAAAAAGAGUUACAACAGACCAAAACAGACCUAGUAAAUGCUUUCUUAAGAACGAAAAGUCAGGUAGGACAUUAUGCUGCAGAUGGAACAUAUGUGCCAGCUGGUGGAACUUAUAUACCACCAAACCCUCCAAGAGAAGCACCUGCACCAGGACUACCUAAAACAUUUACAUCGUCACAUGGACACAGACACAGGCAUGCACCACAACAACAACCAACAGUUCAAAAUCCAGCACCACAACAACAACCAAAACCAACAGUUCAAAAUCCAGCACAGCAACCAACAGUUCAAAACCCUGCACAGCAACAACAACCACAAACAGAGCAAAACCCUGCACAACAACCAACAGUUCAAAACCCUGCACAGCAACCACAAACAGAGCAAAGACACAAAAGAAGUAGAGAAAAAGGAAACCAAGAAUUCUUAAAAAUGCUUAAGGAAGAUUAUGGUUACCCAGAUACUCUUGACUUUAGUGACAAAUAUAAAUAA